AUGGAGGAGUUAGCAAGAAAGAAAAGAGUACGAGCAGUUCAUCGCGGUUACCUGACGAAAGUUGUGGCGUCGGCAGCAGGCUUAGUCGACGCAUUCGAUGAACGAAGAAAGAAUGACGCGGAAGAGCAACGCGACAAAAUCUUGGAGACAGUCGCUAUGUUCCAAAACCUGGAUGAAGACAUCCUUAACUUGAUUGCUGGGGACGAAGAAGCGUCAGAACUUGACAUUGUCAGCGAAGUCGAGGAAGCUGGAAAAAUAAGUUCUGAAGCAAAGUCGAUGGCGAGGAAGCUUCGCCAAAAGAUUGACGACAAUUGCGUUUCGGAAAAUAGAAUGAACAGUUCGUUAAGGUCUGACGGAGGAGCGUCGGUGACCAAUAGAACAGUUUGCGCAAAAUUACCAAAGCUGCACGUUAAACGGUUCAAUGGAAAUGUUUGCGAAUGGCAGGAGUUUUGGGAUUCCUUCGAAAGCGCCAUUCACGGAAAUGGAAGUUUGUCCGACGUUGACAAAUUCAAUUAUCUUCGGGGACUCUUAGGCGAACCAGCGAAGUCAUGUAUCGCGAGAUAUUCUUUGACUUCGGCGAACUACAACGCUGCAAUAGACGCGUUGAAGGAACGCUAUGGGAAGCCAGAAUCGGUCCAACGAGCGCACAUGCAAAAACUUUUGAACUUAGAUAGAGUGAAAGAUCCGAGAGAUAUUACGUCUCUUCGUCACUUGUGUGAUAGUGUCGAAGCACAUCAUCGAGCUUUGGAUGCAUUGGGAGUGGACAGCGCUACGUAUUCAUCAAUCGUGGUACCUUACGUUUUGAACUUGAUACCGGAAUCGAUUCGAUUGUUGAUCACGAGAGGCGAAAACUUCCAUCAGUGGGAUAUGGACGAUAUGUUAAGAGCGUUAAAGUGCGAAGUUGAGCUGCGAGAAGAGCAUCGAGUUCAGAGAGAGCAACGAGAACGGCAUGGUGAUCCUGAGAAGUCGUCAAAUGGAGCCAGGCGGAACGAUACGAAAACAGCAAGCGCCCUCCUGACAAAAUUGGGACCGGUUCGUUGCGCAUUCUGCCUGGGAUGUCAUCGGCAUGAAGAAUGUGAGAAGAUCAAAUCAAUUGAGGAACGUAAGAAUAUUAUUAAGAAAUACGGUCGUUGUUAUAUUUGUUUGGAAAAGGGCCACAAGGCUCGUGACUGUGACAACAAUAUUAAAUGUAGUAUAUGUAAGAAGAAUCACCACAAGGCUCUGUGUGAUUCGGGAAAGGAAAGUAAGCCCCAGGGAACUGUUGGACAAGGGGAGGUUGGGAAUGUAGAUACCAAUAGUAGUAAUACUCUAUUUGUAAGUCCUAAGAAUAGUUGUGAAAAAGCAGGAUGCAAUGUUGCUUUGCAAACUGCACAAGCAAAACUGGUUGGUAGUAAGUCGGGACGAGUAAGGGUUUUGUUGGAUUCUGGGAGUCAGAGAUCAUUUGUUACUGAAAGGACGGCUAAAGCGUUGGGAUGUAAAGUCGUUCGUGAAGAAAAUCUGAGAAUAGGAACGUUUGGGAAAAGGGCUUUAGAGAACGAGUUGAGAAGGGUUGUGCGAUUGGAUUUGAGUUCGUUGUCGGGUGGUGAAGUCGUAUCUAUCGAGGCAUAUGUUGUACCAGAAAUAUCAGUAAUUAGUAAUCAACAUUUGGAGGUGGUUCGAAAUAACUUUGAACAUUUGAAGGGGUUGUGGUUGUCUGAUGUUUGUAAGGUAAAUGAGGAAUUGGAGGUAAACGUACUCGUGGGUGCGGAUUACUUGUGGUCGUUGCAGAAAGGUCGUAUUAUGCGAGGGAAGCAGGGGGAGCCUGUGGCUAUCGAGACGGUGCUUGGAUGGGUAGUUUCAGGGCCGGUUGGAAGCACGGAUAAGAAUCAACCCGCCACUGCUCAGGUAAAUUUUUGCUCCGCUAAUAAAACUUGUAUCAACGUAGAAAACUUUUGGGAUUUAGAAAGCCUAGGAAUUAAGGACAAAGUAAGUGAUGUGCAUGAAUCGGUCAUAAACGAUCUUAGUUUUGACGGUACGCGUUAUUCAGUGGGGUUGCCCUGGAGGGAGGGUCACGAUCCUUUACCUACUAACUAUGACUUAAGUCUUAAGAGAAUGAAGGGACAAAUCAGACGACUAGGUAAGAACCCAGAAUUACUGAAGGAAUAUGACACUAUCAUUAAGGCCCAAGAAGAGUUAGGCAUCAUAGAGAGGGUAGGAAAAGAUAGUGUGAUUAAUUCUCAUGCCAAAAUACAUUACAUGCCUCAUCAAGCUGUCGUGCGAAAGGAUGCCAAGACGACAAAGGUUAGAGUGGUUUAUGACGCAAGCGCUAAAGUACUCAAGUCAAGUGUCUCUUUGAAUGAUUGUUUGCAUAUCGGACCUUCACUUAAUCCACUUUUGUUUGAUAUUCUGCUUAGGUUCCGUGAGCAAAGAAUAGCGCUAAUAGCGGACAUAGAGAAGGCCUUCCUAAACAUUGAAGUGCACGAAAGGGAUCGAGAUAGCCUAAGGUUUUUGUGGGUAGAUGAUGUACUGCGCAACAAUUUGAAUCUUGUAGUUUACCGUUUUGUAGAGUCGUAUUUGGGGUGA
This is a messenger RNA of Xenia sp. Carnegie-2017, 2562 nucleotides long. RefSeq lists its product as uncharacterized. The coding region runs from base 1 to 2562 and encodes 853 amino acids. The record is from RefSeq and is a predicted model, not a curated record. Gene Ontology annotation, molecular function: nucleic acid binding; zinc ion binding. The transcript has a single exon. NCBI's taxonomy places the organism in Eukaryota, Metazoa, Cnidaria, Anthozoa, Malacalcyonacea, Xeniidae.